This is a messenger RNA of Castor canadensis (American beaver), 753 nucleotides long. The record is from RefSeq and is a predicted model, not a curated record. NCBI's taxonomy places the organism in Eukaryota, Metazoa, Chordata, Mammalia, Rodentia, Castoridae.
ACCGCUGGGUUUCAAGAGAUUCUGACCGAGGUGGAAAUUUUAGCGGUGAUUGUGGGAUGCCUGUGUCAUGACCUCGACCACAGGGGAACCAACAAUGCCUUCCAAGCUAAGAGUGGCUCUGCACUGGCCCAACUCUAUGGGACCUCAGCUACCUUAGAGCAUCACCAUUUUAACCAUGCUGUGAUGAUCCUUCAAAGUGAGGGUCACAACAUCUUUGCUAAUUUGUCCUCCAAGGAAUACAGUGACCUUAUGCAGCUUUUGAAGCAGUCAAUAUUAGCAACAGACCUCACGCUAUACUUUGAGAGGAGAACGGAAUUUUUUGAACUUGUCAGUAAAGGAGAAUAUGAUUGGAAUAUCAAAAACCAUCGUGACAUAGUUCGAUCAAUGUUAAUGACAGCCUGUGACCUUGGAGCCGUGACCAAACCGUGGGAGAUCUCCAGACAGGUGGCUGAACUUGUAACCAGUGAGUUCUUUGAACAAGGAGAUCGGGAGAGAUCAGAACUUAAACUCACUCCUUCAGCUAUUUUUGACCGGAACCGGAAAGAUGAACUGCCUCGGUUGCAAUUGGAAUGGAUUGAUAGCAUCUGCAUGCCCUUGUAUCAGGCAUUGGUGAAGGUCAAUGUGAAAUUAAAGCCAAUGCUGGAUUCAGUAGCUGCGAACCGAAGGAAAUGGGAAGAGUUGCACCAGAAAAGACUGCUGGUCUCCACUGCCGCCCCUGCCAGCCUUCUUGUGUCCGGAGAGGACAGAAACUAA